CCCAACUCCGCUCAGCUGUCAUUCUUAUUUGCAAACAAAGAUCCCGUGCUCGGGUGAUUGCAGCUCCGCCGCCGCGUCCACCCCGUUUGUCACUUGAAUCGUGUCGUUACCGGGUAAAAUGGGGGAAAACGCCGACACCGAGAUCAUAGAGCACCACGUUGACGAGGAGAUGGAGAAGAAGAGGAUAUUAAGAAGCCAUGGCUCUUCGUUCAUGGAGAGUGUUACACCGUCGGAGAGGGAUGGACACAGUAGUACGCAGUCUUCCCACAGGCUACUGGCGUACAGUGAUGCGCUCAUCUCAAUCAUAGCUACUGUUAUGGUAGGUAGGUAGGUACGUAGGGAGAAGCAUGGACAGGUUAAGAAACUCUGUGGACAUAAUGUCAAUGUCUAGCCUGGUAGCAGUCUGUACUAACCGUCGAGAUCAAAUGAAAUUACUAGAGGGGCUAUGUCAUAAUAUAAUAUGCCAUUUAGCAGACGCUUUUAUCCAAAGCGACUUACAGUCAUGCGUGCAUACAUUUUUUGUAUGGGUGGUCCCGGGGAUCGAACCCACUACCUUGGCGUUACAAGCGCCGUGCUCUACCAGCUGAGCUACAGAAAACUCAUAAACCCUCAAGGUUCCAGAAUGGGGUGAAAAUGGCAGCCAUUAGCCAUGUUUCCUUCCAAUUGGCGACAGAUUUUCAUGCGAAUUUUCUAAAAUCCGCAUAAAAACAAUGAGCAUUUUCCCCACCAGAGAUGUUUCCAUCCAAUUGACCAGUUGUGAAUAAAAGCCUGUGCGUGAUGACGUAGUGCACAUAAUAACUUUUGGCGUUUAAAUUCCCAUGUACCGAAUAAAAACGUACAAAUGAAAUGAGUUUCCAUAGCAUUUUCAACUCUACUGAUGGUUUUGUCACAAAAUGUUGCUUUAAAUAGUGAAUGUGCCCACUCUGGUACGUGCUCAUAGCCAACAGGUCGCAGAUACAGUGCGGGUAUAGCCUUGAUGAGAUUAUGUUUAUUUGUCAAACAGCAGCCAAGCAUUGAUCAUCAUGUCACCAGAAUAUUUAUUGGAAUGGAGCAUCAAGGUAAUCACCGUGCACUUUCACCACCCUGUGAAGUAUAUCAUUUACUUCAUCUUUAUGCUUUCCCGAAUCGUAGUGGGAGGACCACGCAACAGAUCUGCUGACUCCCAAGAUUACUUUGGAUUUAUAUUGAUAUUAUAACCAAUGUCAAUCAGUUUUCCACGUUUUGAUUUUGUUUGUAGAAAUCACUUAAACAAAGAUUGAACCAGUUUUUGCCCAGUGGGAAAGAUCCAAUAUUGUCGAGCAUUUUUGUGUACGUUUUUUGUAAUUUAGCAGACGCUCUUAUCCAGAGCGAUUUACAGGAGCAAUUAGGGUAAAGUGCCUUGCUCACGGGCACACCUACUGAUUUUUCACCUAGUCGGCUCAGGGAUUAGAACCAGCGACCUUUAGGUUACUGGCACAACGCUCUUAACCACUAAGCUACCUGCCGCCCUAUUUUGUUUUGUCGACAUUUGGAAAAACUGUCUGGCUACCUUUGCUAACAAACAUACAGUGCAGAUAAAUACCUCAAAUUCAUUGUUUUACACAAUAUCUUAUCACAGCACUGGCAAAUCAUGGUUGACCAACUCCCUGACCAAAAUGGCUGACCUUUUAUACCAUCCAUAAGAAGGGUCAUGACCAUUCUAGUAUUCUAAUUUCGAAUUCUAUGGUGCUAAGGUUCCACUCCUUGUCUAGCCAAACCCUGCCAAACUAAUGCUGCGUUGAAAACAACUGGGAAUUUGGAACUCGGAAAUAUUCGACCUCAGUGCGUUCACGACAAUUGGGAACUCCGAUUGUGAAAAAUCGUUUUGAACGGUAAUCCAACUCAGAAAUUCCAAGUCGGGAACUCGGGCCUCUUUUUAGAGCUCUGGUUUAACAACCUGAAGAUCAUGACGUCAUGAUUUGACCUCGUGUUUUUUUCAGAGUUUGUAUUGAAAGCACCAAUAGGCUCAACGUUUGACAUAUGACAUGGAGUACAAGGAGUGUAAUGUUAGUGCAAACAGGUCUGGAUUUCAGGUAGUUACAUUUCUGUGUUCUCUGAAUUGUAAUAGACGCAAUAGAGUACCACAGUAUGAGUCAUAUUACCCAUAAAACCGAGCGGUCAAACAGGAAAUGGUUCCAAUCGUUUUUCCACCAUUCAUUUUUUCCCAUAGAGGAUUUUAGAAACACUUAAAAUAAGGGCUGUGUUUCGUGUAGGCUUACCCUGGAGUGACGUUUUGAUAACCUUGUAAAUCUCUCUAGGACAAGGUUACUUUUAUCAAUAUAUUUGCCUGCAUUUACCCCCCCAAAUGAAAUGCUAAUUAGCUGCUAAUGUGGCUAUUAUAAAUAACUACAAAUGCCAUGAUGAUCUGGACGAAACUGCCGAAUCGACGCAAAGGUGAGAAUGUGUGGAUUAACUAUGUUAGCUAAAUGUAGUAAUGAAUAAAUUGGCAACAUUUCUUUUAAAUGGACAAUUCUGUGAACUGUCUUUGUACAAGUUUUAAAUUGACACUAACUGUUAACAAAGGUGUCAGAUGGAGAUGAUGUGUAGGAGCUUGCAGGGAUUUGUAGUUUUGCACGAUGUAAACAUUUAUGCUAAUUAGCAUGUUCAAAUCGGGUACACACGUAUUAAUGAGGGCACACACUUCAUAUGUUGUGAAAUCUGUUAUGAAUCUAUUGUAAUGUUUUUAAAAUGUAUAACUGCCUUCAUUUUGCUGGACCCCCAGGAAGAGUAGCUGCUGCCUUUGCAGCAGGCAAUGGGGAUCCAUAAUAAAUACAAUACAAAUAGAGCUGAAAAUAUUGAUAAAAGUCACCUUGUCCGAGAGAUUUACAUGGUUAUCAAAACGUCACUCCAGGGUAAGCCUACACGAAACACAGCCCUUAUUUUAAGUGUUUCUAAAAUCCCCUAUGGAGAAAAAAAUGAAUGGUGGAAAAAAACGAUUGGAACCAUUUCCCUGUUUGACCGCUAGGUUUUAUGGGUAUUAUGACACCUCCACUGUGUGGCUCUAUUGCAAUUCUUUGAGCUGCAUCCAGCUACCCUUCAUGUCAAUAUUCUGUUCUGAAUUCCACUCUAGCACAGUAAUAACAAGAGAGGCUAUUCUAGCCUUCUGUUUUCAUAUACUGUACCUCAGAGGAUGUUGAUGGCACCUUAAUUGGGGAGAACGGGCUCGUGGUAAUGACUGGAGCGGAGUCAGUGGAAUGGUAUCUAAUACAUGGUUUCCAGGUGUUUGAUGCCAUUCCAUUUGCUCCGUUCCGGCCAUUAUUAUGAGCCGUCCUCCCCUCAGCAGCCUCCACUGGUCUACGUCCUGUAGCCAUAGAAAGCACUGGCUGGAACAGGAACAGGAAACACAGUACUGGCUGGAACAGGAACAGGAAACACAGUACAGUAGGUCUGGAGGUGUGUGAAGUUGCUGACCAUUGCUAUUGAAUUUCACAGCUUUGCUCAACAUCUUUCUGCAUCUGCAAUACACUGUGAUGAAACUAUACAUUUUUGGACUGUAGCAAAUAUAUUAAUGUUUAUCUUAUCUUUAACUCUGCGUUGUUGGAAAAGUACCCGUAAGUACGCAUUUCACUGUUAAGUCAACACCUGUUGUCUACGAAGCAUGUGACAAAUACAAUUAAUCUAUUCGUGUAUUUGCAGAUAUUACCUGUUGCACAUACGAAGGUCCAAGAUAACGAGGUAGGUAAACGUUAACCGAUAUUUAAAUAUUUAACAUUUUUGAGGCCUUUUUAAGCAUUCUAGUACAGUUAAAUAGUUGAAACAAUGUGUCAUAUGUUCAUUUGUUCAGUUAGGAACAGGUUGUUUAAUAACUUGUAGAUGAGAAAAAUGACAAAUCCAUGAACGUAUUUUUAUCGCACAACAGAUAUUCAUGACACAAAUAUUUUAGCUGCCCCCCGCGUUACAAAGAUGGUUCAGUUGUGCGAUAAAAAUAGCUCUUCUUUCUAGCCAAUAUUGACUGUAUAGAGAAACUUAAAAAUGCUAGUUCUAUAAUAUAUAUAUAUAUAUAUAUAUAUAUAGCAUAGAAUAUGCGCAAUAAUAUAUUUUGAACAUUUGAUACAGGAACAUCUGAUGAAAUGCUUAAAUAAAAAGUAUAUGUCUGUCUGUUAGGAGUUGAAGGAGAGCCUGCAGGUUCUGCUCACCACCAAGAUAGCUGUGUACUUGAUGACCUUCCUCAUAGUGACCGUAGCAUGGGCUGCUCAUAUCAGGUGAGGUCAUAUCAGGUCGGGAUUAUCAUAUGCCCCUGUUCAAAUACUCCUUCGUUUCUUGUUUUCUUGAGGUAAGCACAAACCUAAGCCUACAGUGAUUGGAUAGGUGUAAGCAAGGUUACCACCGUAUUAGUUUCACCACCCAUAAAAACCAAUUUAGAACUGCCACAUUCCUGUAAUAAUAUAAUGUUUGGUGGCCAUUUUGGAGAUGAUGGUCACGUUUUCCUCUCUCUCUCUUCGGUGUGUUUUUACAGGUUAUUUCAAGUCAUUGAACGUAUUGAUGACUGCCUUGCACUUCUCAACCUGGUAAGAAAAUAUGGUUCUCAAAUCACAGCACACACAACCCUGCACACACACCCACAUAACCCUGCAUCACAGCCACACACCACAAAACCUGCAUCACCACACCAAACCCUGCAUCACAGCACACCACACAACCCUGCAUCACAGCACACCACACCACACAACCCUGCAUCACAGCACACCACAUCAACCCUGCAUCACAGCACACCACACACCACACAACCCUCACACACACACUCCCACACAACCGCAUCACCACACCACACAACCCUGCAUCACACACACCACAUAACCCUGCAUCACCACACCACACACCCUGCAUCACAACACAUCCACACCCACACAACCCUGCAUCACACACACCACACACCCUGCCACACACACAACCCUGCAUCACACCACACCACACAACCCUGUAUCACAACACACCACACAACCCUGCAUCACACCACACCACACAACCCUGCAUCACAGCACACCACACAACCCUGCACCACACCACACCACACAACCUUGCAUCACAGCACACCACACAACCCUGCCCACAACACAACCACAACCCUGCAUCACAGCACCCACACCAACACCCACACAACCCUGCAUCACAGCACACCACACAACCCUGCAUCACCACACCACAAACCCGCAUCACACACACCACCAACCCUGCAUCACAGCACACCCACGCACACACACCACACAACCCUGCAUCACAGCACACCACACAACCCUCUGCAUCACAACACACAACCACACACAAAACCCUGCAUCCACCACCACACACCUCAUCACACACACCACCAACCCUGCUCACCACACAACCCUCAUCACACACCACACAACCCCUGCAUCACAUCACAGCACACCACACAACCCUGCAUCACACCACACCACACAACCCUGCAUCACAGCACACCACACAACCCUGCAUCACAUCACACCACACCACACAACCCUGCAUCACAGCACACACACACACCCUUGGUCAGGAUAUAGCAUGAGAGCACCAGGCCAGUUAACUCACUAAACAGUUUCAACUUCUGUCAUUGUAACGGUGGCAUGAUUCACCAUGUAGUGAACCCAUGUGAUUUCUGUGUCAGCGUUCUGAGCUUUCCUUUUCUAUUCCAGGCAUGUAUGAUGCUGAUCACCUUUCUGCCAUACACAGUGAGUCUGAAUCAUGUUCGAUCAGUCAGUCAGCGGGGAUGUGAACUUUACGCUGACUGACUGACUGACUUACUGAUAAGGGCCGGGACUAUACCAGUAUCGCAAUAUUUUUUCCAUGGCAAAAAUGAAAACACGAAGCAGAACGAACUCUUUGGUCCUUUAAAAACCUGCUGGAUGUAAUAUAUUGUGUGCUACAGCUUGGAAAAUAAAUACAUGUGACUCUGGAUGACAACAUGUUUGUUUCCAACUUGGGGCUAAAGAAGUUACAUCCGCGUUGUCUUUUGUUUCCUUGAUAUUAUACUAACAAGUAUCGCAAUACUGGUAUCGCCCCGACCCUACUUACUAGCUGACUGGCUGGUUGACUGGCUGGCCGACUGACUGGCUGGUUGACUGGUUGGUUGACUGGCUGGCUGCCUGACUGGUUGGUUGACUGGCUGGCUACCUGACUGGCUGGCUAGCUGGUUGACUGACUGGCUGGCCCGGCUAGCUGGUUGACUGACUGGCUGGCUACCUGACUGGCUGGCCCGGCUGACUGGCUGGCUGGUUGACUGGUUAGCUGCCUGACUGGCUGGCUAGCUGGUUGACUGGUUGACUGGCUGGCUGCUUGACUGGUUCGCUGACUGGCUGGCCGGCUGACUGGCUGGCUAGCUGGUUGACUGACUGGCUGGCCGACUGACUGGUUGGCUGACUGACUGGGUGGCUAACUGGUUGACUGUCUGGCUGCCUGACUGGUUGGAUGACUAGUAGGAAAUGUUUGAUCAGAGAUGAAAUUGGGAGCUGCUGUCUGAACUUGUCCAAUAAGAACACAGUCCCUGACACAUUUGUUUUCCUCUGCAGUUCUCCCUCAUGGCAACGUUUCCUGAGAACAUCUUGGGAAUCCUCCUGUUCUGUGCCUGUGUCAUGGUGCUAGGCCUCAUUCAGGUGAGAAUACUGUGUGUGUGAGUGGAAAUUCUGAACUCACAACCCUCCGCACCAUUGCAUGUUGUUUUUCUUGGUGUAAUUACACAGUAAAACUAUACUUGCAAAUUUGAAUCCCUUUGCUCCCUCCCUCCCCCUACUCCCCCCCCCCCCCUUCCCCCUCCCCCAUCCCCCCCUUCCCCCCCCCCUCCCCCUCCUCCCUCCUCCCCCCCCACCUCACUCCCUCCCCACCCCCACCUCGCUCCCCCCCCCACUCUCCCUCCCUCCCUCCCCACCUCUCCCUCCCUACCUCCCCCCCCUCCUCCCUCCCUCCCUCCCUCCUCCCCUAACUUCCUCCCCCCCCACCUCCCCCCCCCCCCCCCCACCUCCCUCCUCCCUCCCCCCCCACCUCCUCCCCCCCCCCCACCUCCUCAACCUCCUCCCUCCCCCCCUCCCUCCCUCCCUCCCCCUACUUCCCUCCCUCCCCCUCCCUUCCUCUCCAGGCUGUUAUAGUGGUGUAUGGCUUCAGCCGUCCAUUCCUGCUCAACGACCAGAUCCAGGUGUCGGAGAACCAUGUGUUCUAUAAACACCACAUCCUCAAGGUCAUCAUGAGGGUCCCCAUCAUGUGCUUCUUUGCUAGCAUCUUCUCAUUCAUCUUCUUCCAGCUGGUAUGUCAGUCCUUUUCUUUCCUUCUCUCCUCUUCCUCUUUUCUCUGCUUCUCCUCCCUUUUCCUUCUCUUGUCUUCUCUCCUCCUCCUCUCUUCUUUGGGACUAAAAAGUGAGGUGUGCACGGUAGGGGUGCACGAUAUAUCGGUAAGCAUAUCGGAAUCGGCCGAUGUUAGCUAAAAACGCCGGCAUCGGCUCUAUGUGUAGUUUAACGCGGAUGUUCAAAACCGAUGUCAAAGCUGACGUGCAUACCUGUAUAACGUAGGUAGAUGACGUAUUGACGCCACGAAAAAAAUACAACGCUGCACGUGCAACACAGCAUUCCUAACCAAGCCCACAAUGUCUGCUGUGUGGAUCUAUUCUGAAGUUUCAAAAGGAAGGUAACAGGAAGGCCAUAUGCAACGUUUGCGCUGCUAUUAUUUCCCGAGAAGGGGAGAAAGUGAAAUCUUUCAAUACCAGAAACCUAAUUACUCAUUUGAAAGUGCGUCACCCCGAGACGUUCAGCGACUACUUACAACGAAAGCAGAAAGAAAACUUAAGCUCACACUUCCAACAACUAAACAAGUUCAAGUCGAGCAGUCCUUUGGAAGAGUAAGAACAUUUGGGCGAGACUCAAAGGCCAAAUCCAUUAACGGCAAGAUAAUGGAAUUCAUUGCCCUUGACAUUCUACCUUUCUCUGUCGUGGAUUUAAGUUGGCUUUCGCCGACUAGUCGAGGACCGGUACACACUACGAAGUAGGCGCUAUUUUUCAGAUGUUGCCCUACCGGAGUUGCACAGUAUUGUUGAAACGUACAUCCCAUGAGCUACUUGCUGUGGGCGUCACCGCUAUUAGCUUCACGACUGACAUUUGGACCAGCGAUGUCAGCCCCAUGAGCAUGCUGAGUCUGACAGCACAGUGGGUCGACGAGGAUUUCGUACUGAGGAAAGCCGUAUUGCAUGCUCAAGAAUGUGCUGGUUCUCAUACCGCUACUGCCACUUCAAUGGCAUUUGAGAACAUGUUUGAAACUUGGAAAAUCCCCAAGAACAAAGUACACGCUGUGCUACGUUAUCAUGACAAAGGCUUUGGAAGAAUGCGGAGUUGCCAGUUUGCCAUGCAUGGCACACACGCCAGUGGCAACAGGUAGGAAGAUAGCGGGUCAUUUUAAACACUCGCAGCUAGCAUACAGCCGCCUGCAAGCAAUACAGGAACAGUACUUUUUACAUGAUAGAGGGCCUGCUGAAACCAAAACGAGUGCUUGGCGUGUACGCAGCCGACUAAUGAAUUACCUGCAACAAUCAGUACAAACCAGUGGACUCUCAUUCGAUGCAGACAAGAAACCGUGUUUAGGUGAAAUGUUCCAGACACAGCUGGACAAGAUGGAAACGGAUACAGUGACCGUGUCACCGAGGAAGAGGAACCACGACAGAAGAGGCCACGGACAGACAGAACUGAAACUUCACUGCUCGACAUGUAUGAUGAAAUUCUGGUUGAGAACGGAACGACUGAACGACAAAACAGCACAGCAGCAACGAAACAGCACAGCAGCAAGUACGUGAAAGAAAUAGGUUUUGAUGAUGUUUUACUGGGAAUGGGGACACACGUAAAUGCCAACAAAAUAACCUUUUGGUCAGUGUGUGUGUGUGUAUCUCUGUGAGAGAGACGCCUUGUAUGUUCAUUUUCUGUUACUACAUCGGCCAACAUUUGCCAACGUUGAUCUAUGCCUAAUGGUCCUUUUGGAAUGCAAGAAUAAUGCAAUAUGUUGUAUUACAUUUUAAUUUCCUAAAUGGAAGAUGAGAUGUUGUAAAUUUGCUCGCAUUUUACUAGUCAAGUCAGUUGAGCACAUUUUGAAAAGUUUUAAGUUGUGCCAUUUAUAGCAGUUUAUGACAUAGCCUAGAGUCAGUAAUUAUUUCAAGCAGUUAAAGCUAAAGUGAUUAACUGCAUUUUAGUUUAAACCAAUAUUUAUUUCAAAGCAUUUUUAAGUUUCUCCAUACAGUCAAGAUUGGAUAGUAAGAAGAGCCGCCAAAAACUUAACCAUCUCUGUAACGCGGUGGGGGGGGAGCUAAAAUAUUUGUGUCAUGAAUAUCUGUUGUGCGAUAAAAUACGUUCAUGGAUUUGUCAUUUUUCUCAUCUACAAGUUAUUAAACAACCUGUUCCUAACUGAACAAAUGAACCUAUGACACUUUGUUUCAACAAUUUAACUGUACUAGAAUGCUUAAAAAGGCUGCAAAAAUUUUAAAUAUCGGUUAACGGUAUCGGGUUUUUUUUGGCAAAGAAAAUAUCGGUAUCGGCCAAAAAUGUCAUAUCGGUGCGUCCCUAGUGCACGGCAGAAUUGUUACAACUACCCAGAACUCCAUAGUCUCCUAGCGAUAGUUUGUCACAAAAACCUGUACCAUCUUUACAUGUCUGUUAUCUCUCUUAUCACAGUCGUCAGUUCAACAUCUAGUUUUGAUUUACAUUUGGUUGAGUUGUCAACUAACGUGAAUUCAAUGUGAAAUCAACAAAACAUUUCACCAUGUCAUUGGAUUUAGGUUUAAAAGUAAAAAAAAAAAAAAAAAACAAUGCCUUUACAUUGACUUUUUUUGCAAAUCCAAUCAGUUUUACACGUUGAUUCAACGUCAUCGCAUAGAUUUCUUUGGUUGAAAUGACGUGGGAACAACAUUGAUUCAACAAGUUUUUGCCCAGUGAGAUCACUGUUUUUUUACAGUCUGCUUGUAAACUGCUUAUGCACAUAAUUAAUAUAGUAAUCGUUCAAUCAUCGGUCUUAGCAGAAACCUCUUGUAACAAGAUGUUCUCCCGUUGUCUUUCAGUCCCGUGUCAUACUAACGUUCUCCCGUUGUCUUUCAGUCCCGUGUCAUACUAACGUUCUCCUCCCGUCUGUUUCCCGGUCUACUACCUUCGUCCCUUGUUCCUUUCAGUCCGUCAUACAACGUUCUCCCUCCCGUUGUCUUUCAGUCCCGUGUCAUACUAACGUUCUCCCGUUGUCUUUCAGUCCCGUGUCAUACUAACGUUCUCCCGUUGUCUUUCAGUCCCGUGUCAUACUAACGUUCUCCCGUUGUCUUUCAGUCCCGUGUCAUACUAACGUUCUCCCGUUGUCUUUCAGUCCCGUGUCAUACUAACGUUCUCCUCUCUCCGUUUUCUUUCAGUCCUUUCGUCCUCUAACGUUUCUCCCGUUGUCUUUCAGUCCCGUGUCAUACUAACGUUCUCCCGUUGUCUUUCAGUCCCGUGUCAUACUAACGUUCCCUCUUCGCCGUUUUCUUUGUCAGUCCCGUGUCAUACUACGUUCGUCUCUUCCCGUUGUCUUUCAGUCCCGUGUCAUACUAACGUUCUCCCGUUUCUUCAGUCCCUGUCUAAUCCGUUUCCCGUGUCUCUAACGUCCCCGUGUCAUUCAGUCCCGUUCCUACGUUGUCUUCUCCCGUGUCUUCAUCCGUGUCUCUACUUCGUCUUCUCCUUACGUCAUACUAACGUUCUCCUGUCUUCAGUCCUGCUCUACGUUUGUCUUUCAGUCCCGUGUCAUACUAACGUUCUUUCCGUUGUCUUUCAUUUCCUUCAUACUAACGUUCUCCUUCCGUUGUCUUUCAGUCCUUGUGAUCCUAGCCAUCAUAAUCUUCCUGCCUUACAUCUCCCAGUCUCUAAAAUGGUGCCGCGCAAGCCUGUUGUCAUAAGUUGUUAGAUACAUGGUCUAAUGCUACGUUUGGUGAAAUAAGGUUGAGUUUGUAUACUUUUAAUUUCCUAAAUGAAGAUGAGCUGUCUUUAAAUUUUGCCUCGCAUUUCCUAGUCAAGUCAGGCUGAGCAAAGUUUGAAGUUUAGUUUUAGACAUGAUUAAUGCAGUUUAUGACAUAGCCUAGAGUCAGUAAUUAUUUCAAGCAGGUAAAGCUAAAGUGAUUAACUGCAUUUUAGUUUAAACAAAUAACACAACAGUACAAUGGUUGAAGAAGAGAGAUUUAACUACCGUAAUAUCAUAAUAUAUUUGAUUUGUAAGUUGAAGACUCUGCUGUUUUUACAUCCGUGUGUUACACAUGUUAUGUUGAUGUUACAGUGGCUUGCGAAAGUAUUCAACCCCCUUGGCAUUUUUCCGAUUUUUUUUUGCCUUACAAUCUGGAAUUAAAAUAUAUUUUUUGGGGGUUUGUAUCAUUUGAUUUAUACAACAUGCCUACCACUUUGAAGAUGCAAAAUAUUUUUUGGGGUGAAACAAACAAGAAAUAAGACAAAAAAACAGAACUUGAGCGUGCAUAACUAUUCAUCCCCCCCAAAGUCAAUACUUUGUAGAGCCACCUUUUGCAGCAAUUACAGCUGCAAGUCUCUUGGGGUAUGUCUCUAUAAGCUUAGCACAUCUAGCCACUGGGAUUUUUGCCCAUUCUUCAAGGCAAAACUGCUCCAGGUCCUUCAAGUUGGAUAUGUUCCGCUGGUGUACAGCAAUUGGAUUGAGGUCUGGGCUUUGACUAGGCCAUUCCAAGACAUUUAAAUGUUUCCCCUUAAACCACUCAAGUGUUGCUUUAGCAUUAUGCUUAAGGUCAUUGUCCUGCUGGAAGGUGAACCUCCGUCCCAGUCUCAAAUCUCUGGAAGACUGAAACAGGUUUUCCUCAAGAAUUUCCCUGUAUUUUGCGCCAACCAUCAUUCCUUCAAUUCUGACCAGUUUCCCAGUCCCUGCCGAUGAAAAACAUCCUCUCAGCAUGAUGCUGCCACCACCAUGCUUCGCUGUGGGGAUGGUGUUCUCGGGGUGAUGAGGGGUGUUGGGUUUGCAGCUCCUUCAGAGUUAUCUGGUCUCUUUGUUGCAUCUCUGAUUAAUGCCCUCAUUGCCUGGUCCGUGUGUUUUGGUGGGCGGCCCUCUCUUGGCAGGUUUGUUGUGGUGCCAUAUUCUUUCAAUUUUUUAAAUAAUGGAUUUAAUGGUGCUCCGUGGGAUGUUCAAAGUUUCAGAUAUUUUUUUAUAACCCAACCCUGAUCUGUACUUCUCCACAACUUUGUCCCUGACCUGUUUGGAGAGCUCCUUGGUCUUCAUGGUGCCGCUUGCUUGGUGGUGGCCCUUGCUUAGUGGUGUUGCAGACACUGGGGCUUUUCAGAACAGGUGUAUAUAUACUGAGAUCAUGUGACAGAUCAUGUGACACUUAGAUUGCACACAGGUGGACUUUAUUUAACUAAUUAUGUGACUUCUGAAUGUAAUUGGUUGCACCAGAUCUUAUUUAGGGGCUUCAUAGCAAAGGGGGUGAAUACAUAUGCACGCACCACUUUUCCGUUAUUUUAUUUUUUUUGAAUUCUUUGAAACAAGUAAUUUUUUUCAUUUCACUUCACCAAUUUGGACUAUUUUGUGUAUGUCCAUUACAUGAAAUCCAAAUAAAAAUCAAUUUAAAUUACAGGUUGUAAUGCAGCAAAAUGGGAAAAACGCCAAGGGGGAUGAAUACUUUUGCAAGUAUGUUAUGUUGAUGUUACGUAUAGUGUGUUAUGUUGAUGAUAUAUACAAAAGUAUGUGGACACCCCUUCAAAGUAGUGGAUUCUGCUAUUUCAGCCACACCCGUUGCUGACAGGUGUAUAAAAUUGAGCACACAGCCAUGCAAUCUCCAUAGGCCAACAUUGGCAGUAGAAUGGCCUUACUGAAUAGCUCAGUGACUUUCAACGUGGCACCGUCAUAGGAUGCCACCUUUCCAACAAGUCAGUCAACUGAAAUGGGUUUCCAUGGCCGAGCAGCCGCACACAAGCCUAAGAUCACCAUGCACAAUGCCAAGCAUCGGCUGGAGUGGUGUAAAGCUCGCCGCCAUUGGACUCUGGAGCAGUGGAAACGUGUUCUCUGGAGUGAUGAAUCACGCUUCGCCAUCUGGCAGUCCGACGGACGAAUCUGGGUUUGGCGGAUGCCAGGAGAACGCUACCUGCCCAAAUGCAUAGUGCCAACUGUAAAGUUUGGUGGAGGAGGAAUAAUGGUCUGGGGCUGUUUUUCAUGGUUCGGGCUAGGCCCCUUAGUUCCAGUGAAGGGAAAUCUUAAUGCUACAGCAUACAAUGACAUUCUAGAUGAUUCUGUGCUUCCAACUUUGUGGCAACAGUUUGGGGAAGGCCCUUUCCUGUUUCAGCAUGACAAUGCCCCCGUGCACAAAGCGAGGUCCAUACAGAAAUGGUUUGUCAAGAUCAGUCUAGAGGAACUUGACUGGCAUGCACAGAGCCCUGACCUCAACCCCAUCUAACACUUUUGGGAUGAAUUGGAUCGCAGACUGCGAGCCAGGCCUAAUCGUCCCAACAUCAGUGCCCGACCUCACUCAUGCUCUUUGUGGCUGAAUGGAAGCAAGUCCCCCGCAGCAAUGUUUCCAACAUCUAGUGGAACGCCUUCCCAGAAGAGUGGAGGCUGUUAUAGCAGCAAAGAGGGGGGACCAACUCCAUAUUAAUGCCCAUGAUUUUGGAAUGAGAUGUUUGACAAGCAGGCGUCCACAUACUUUUGGUCAUGUGGUGUAUGUUAUGUAUGUUGAUGUGCUGUUACCCCUCAGGCCAGGUGGAGGAGACGCCAGAUUCCUUCCUGUUCUACACGUACCAUCCCAAUGAACCCCUCAGCAAGGAAAGGGUGGAGGCCUUCAGCGAUGGAGUGUUUGCCAUCGUGGCUACUUUACUCAUCUUAGACAUAUGGUUAGUGUUAUUCUCUAUUUGGGUGGGCGGGCGGGCAGGCGGGCAGACGACAAUGAAGAAGAAUAUUGUUGUAAUUUUAAAUGACGCUAAUUUUUUAAUGUUUAUUUAAGCAGGGCGCCCUUCAAAAAGACGAUGGUAAAGAUGAUGAUCUCUGUCUCUCCAGUGAGGACAAUGUACCUGACCCAGUGGUGGUCCAGAACCAGUACGGUGGGAGUCUGGUGGCUGCCCUGCAGGAAUACGGUCCAGAGUACCUGGCCUACUUCGGCUCCUUCGCUACUGUGGCUCUCCUCUGGUUCGUCCAUCACUCCCUCUUCCUUCACGUCACCAGGUAAUGUAGAACAAAUUCAAUCCAUCAGUUAAAUGUAUAAAGCUCUUUUUACAUCAGCAGUUGUCAGGUCAAAGACAAAGAAAAUUAACUUGAGUUUAGUGUACUAUUGUGUAUUUGGAAAAGUUUUACUCACAAUGACUGUGCUUGUGUUACCUACCGGUACCUUAGUUGAAUGCAUGGACUGUGAGUCGCUCUGGAUAAGAGUGUCUGCUAUCUCUCUCUCUCUCUCUGUCUGUCUCUGUCUCUGUCUCUGUCUCUGUCUCUGUCUCUGUCUGUCUCUCUCUCUCUCUCUCUCUCUCUCUCUCUCUCUCUCUCUCUCUCUAUCCAGGACCACUCGUUUCAUGGGCCUCCUCAACACCUUCUCUCUGGCCUUCGUAGGGGGCCUGCCCUUGGCCUACCAGCUGACCCACGAGUUCCCCCGUAACUCCCGCAACGAGCUGGAGGCCAUCCAGAUCAGCUGCGUCAUCAUCUUCUUUGCCGGCGUCUUCCAGCUCGCCAUCUGGGUGGCAGCGCUGUUCAGCGAGCGCGAGACACUGCACCCAUACGUGCGCUACGGCGGCCGUGAGCACACCUUCAUGUUGGCCAAGCUGGCUCUGUACCCGUGCGUGGCGCUGGGGACCUUCUUCCUCACCUGCUUUCUCAGUAAGUUCAGCGCGUCUAUUUUCCACAUGAUGGAGAUUACGGUGCCGUUUGCUUUCCUGUUGCUGAGGCUGCUGGUCAGAGGCGGGCUGGCGCUGCUACGGCUCGUAUUCUGUCCUGAUAGGCCGGAGACGAGGAGCGCUCUAGAGGAGGAGGAAGAGGAGGCUAGGAUGCCCUUCAACGCCAUGAUCACU
Molecule: messenger RNA, 14990 nt
Organism: Coregonus sp. 'balchen'
Lineage: Eukaryota; Metazoa; Chordata; Actinopteri; Salmoniformes; Salmonidae
Source: the annotation of a GenBank genome assembly